Messenger RNA from Perognathus longimembris pacificus (Pacific pocket mouse), 1530 nucleotides. RefSeq names its product Thy-1 cell surface antigen (gene Thy1). The transcript is spliced from 4 exons. The record is from RefSeq and is a predicted model, not a curated record. Bases 101 to 586 code for a protein of 161 amino acids. NCBI's taxonomy places the organism in Eukaryota, Metazoa, Chordata, Mammalia, Rodentia, Heteromyidae.
CCGGGUGAAAACUGCGGGCUCCGCGCAGGACGCAGCUCCCGGAGGCUGCAGCGGCGGAGGCCGGGACCCGAGCCCAGAUCCAGAACGGAGCUCGUGCACCAUGAACCCAGCCGUCAGCGUUGCUCUCCUGCUGGCAGUCUUACAGGUAUCCCAAGGGCAGAGGGUGACCAGCCUGACGGCCUGCCUGGUGAACCAGAACCUCCGUCUGGACUGCCGCCAUGACAACACCACCCACCUGCCCAUCCAGUACGAGUUCAGCCUGACCAGGGAGACGAAGAAGCACGUGCUGUACGGCACGGUGGGCGUGCCCGAGCACACCUACCGCUCCCGCACCAACUUCACCACCAGGCACAACAUCAAGGUCCUCUACCUGGCCGACUUCACCACCAAGGACGAGGGCGUCUACACCUGCGAGCUCCGCCUCUCCGGCCAGCCGCACACCGUCUCCAGUCAGAACGUCUCUGUGCUCAGAGACAAGCUGGUCAAGUGUGAGGGCAUAAACCUGCUGGCUCAGAACACCUCAUGGCUGCUGCUGCUCCUGCUCUCGCUCUCCCUCCUCCAAGCCACGGAUUUCAUUUCCCUUUGACUGGUUGGGCCCCUUGGAGGAUACAGGAAGCCUCAAGCCCAGUGCAGAGAGGCUGCUUCUCUGAGCUGGCUGACCCCUCCCCUCCGUCCCCCACACACCUUGGGGAGAAGUGGGGACCCCGCCCCAUAUGAGGAAUCUCAGCGCUGCAUGCCACCACCUCCCCUGCCACGCCGCCACUUCCCUCUCCGCACACCCCUCCCUGGCUGUCUUUCUGUCCUCCGUCUUCCAGAGCUGCUUCUGUCUGGUUUCUUUCGAAUUGGUCCUUCCUCUUCAUUGGGAGUUUGUGAACGGGGAAGCCAGGGCCGGGGGCCUGAUGGAAAGCGAGGUCAUGUGACACGCGGAAGGUGGGGGCCACCGGGUCAGAGGGAGAGCCCCAGAGAGGCGGGACGGGCAGGGCUGGGGUGUGCUUGGGCCUGGCACAUGCUCGAGACGGGAAGGACACCAUGAGACCCCGGGGGAAGAGACCACCAAGCGUCUGUGUCCUGUCACAGCGUGCUGAGGACAGAGUCCCCAGAGACGCAGACCCCAAGAGAAAGGCCCCUUCCUGCCACUGCAGAGGGCCCGCGGGGAGUUGGGAGGGCGGGCAGGGCAGGGGUCCGGCCUGCCCCUCACUGAGGAUGGGGAGGCGGACAGGCCCCCUCCCAGGCCCCCCCAAGCCUCAGAACUCUGUAAGUGGGGGAGUCCCCUAACUUUACAGCUGCACCCCAGUUUCUAAGGGAGGCUCUUCCUUCUCGUGCCCCACAGCACCAGAGCUCUGGCUGGGCCUGCGUCCUAGACAGCCCUGCCCCGCGGCCUGCCUUGGGGGCCUCUGAGGGGCCCCAGGGCCAUGCACUCCUCUGGAGACGGCUCCCCCCCCCCACCCCGCUCCCCUCCCUAGCGGCCCUGCCCCCACAGCCCACAGCAUCUCACUGAGGAAAAAGAAAACCGCACAAUAAACGCAGGCC